AUGGCCGCACUCUCCUGCUACCAGCCCUGCCGGUCACAUCUUGCGCAGCCGGCCAGGUGUCUAGACGAUGAUGAGGUAGACCAUUCGACUCUCACGCUCCGUCGACGCCAGUUCAUCGAGAGAUGCCACGAUGCGCGAACCGGGCGUCAUCGGGAUUUCAUACCUGAGGUGUCAGUCAAGCGGACCAGGGAGGAACUGGCCAAGUAUGCGGCGCAGGCAGCACCCGCGAGACGCCUAAAUGUGGAGUCGGGCUGGUCGAAGGUCGAGGAAGUUAGGAAAAAGUUUGAGGGCGCCGCGGCAGCAGCGUCGUAUUCGCGCUCGUUUGAGUCGCCUCCCAGACGUAGGCUAGCGGACUCACUGUUUGCGAGUUUCAAGUUGCCGCGCAAGAAAGAGAUGGCGACACCUCGCUCGCUCGCGCCACAGCCGCAGCAGAAGCGCAAAUCUGCUGUAGAGCUGUUAGCGGAGACCAAAGCGUUUUAUGUCAAGUCGGAGACAGUGCUGGAUAGGAAGCAGGAGCUACCAUUGAGGGUGAGCAGUGGUUUGAGUCAGGCGAUAGCAGCCGGGGGGUGUCACCUAGUCAGUUCCGGGACCCUCAAUAAUGACGCCUGUUGCAACCCAUAUGCUACGACGAGAAUCAGCAGCCGACGGGCUGUUAGUGCUGGAGAAGGACUUCAGAACACCCUCAGACGGUUACUGGAACACGCUGAUAGUAGAGAGAAUGUCUAUUCCCCGCCAUAUGUUUCUCAAAAACCCUUUACGGAAAUGCGCCGCCUCAAAGACCCCUACACGGAGAGAGACCUGCCUCGUUCUCAGCAUACAUCCGGGACAUUUUCUGGUACCUCAUCAUCAGGGACAUCUGGCUCUAAACACAAAGAGGAGAAGCGGCCCCUCAGCUUUGGAGACGCGAGGGUGUUCUUCCCGGAAUCCUUUGUGAUACCGCGACAGCGGGCCAGCGAAGUUGUCAUCAAGAAUGCCUACUCCAUACCAAGCCCGCAGUCAAGCCCCCAAAACCAUAUGGAGGAGUUGUCCCCUACUGGGGAACAGUUGGACACCAUCAGCCCCCCAGCUGAGUACGCACAUUCGGCACCUAGAUACACCAGAUCCAAUUCUCACUCUCAGCCUAGCGUUCGUGAAGAAGAUGGCAACACUAAUAUUAAUAGUCAUAAGUCGUUGCCAGAUCUACAUGCGCAGGCGCACGGAUAUCCUGAACAUGUAAACGUUGUGGUCGGAACGGAAUCCAUUGGUCGAUCUCCGAGACGUAGACGGCAAUCGGCACACCAUAGAACUGCUUCGUGCUCAUCUAAAGGCACCAGAUCUAAUCAUUCGUCUCUAAUAUCAUCGUGCGAUGCCUUCUCGGAACAUCCUUCUCCAGGCGAAGAGAACUAUCAAUCUUAUAACAGCCGUUGUGGUUCCUCUUUCGCCCGUGAUUCCGGCGGAUCGAGUGGACAUUAUACACAACGCAGCGCGCCUCCGCACACCAGAGACAAUAUCUCUACGCAUUAUGAGCGGCCUAGUCGCUACUCUUGUUCCCGUGCGCAUGAGUCACUGGAGCAAUGCUACGUAUCUGCACCUCCCCAAUUCCAAGAUGGCGCCCCUUCACCGCCGCACCACGCGCUACCUCCCACUCCGAUGUAUUCGCAGCAUCCGCGUGUCGGGAUACACUUUCAGGCGAAUGCCACCUCCACCUACAGUUCCAUAGACGAGUCUGCUAAUAAAUAUCAAGAAACCAAUACGGAGGUAGUUAGCAAACAGCCUCAGUAUCAAGAGGUGCGCAUGCGACCACGAAUAGAUGACACGCAGGAGUAUGUUAAUGCACCGCCACAGGUUUGUCAAGCGGAGGAGGUGACGUCACCUCUAGGAACAUUCAAGAGACAGAGAUGUCUACGCUAUAAGCAGCGACGGCCUAGACCGAUAUUGCGAUCCAAGUCCGAUAUAUCUGACAGAUACAGACGAACUGACGGGAGGGGCCCUGCGUCUGCCCCCUGCGAGGCCGAAGACUCGCCCGGUAGUCCAUCAGAAGAGUCCGCGAGACUACAACUGUUCUUCGACCGACUGGGACUAGAGUCUCGCACGUACGACGCGAUCAUAAGGGACGAAGACCCUGACAGUCCGGUGUUCUUCUCCUCCGCUUCCACUGUGGACUCCAACCAACUAGCCACGACUGACUACACAGUUCAAGGUCCUCCCGGCGUUCAAAAGCAGAUCUAUCGAAACACUGAACCGCCGAGCGUCGUUGAGAGGAACGCGAGGAUUAUCAAAUGGCUAUGUCAGUGUCGCAAAGUACAAAUGCAGCCGCCUCAAUAA
Leptosia nina is the source of this 2304-nucleotide messenger RNA. The record is from the annotation of a GenBank genome assembly. Lineage: Eukaryota; Metazoa; Arthropoda; Insecta; Lepidoptera; Pieridae.